GAACGAUGAAGGGCGGGGUUUGUUCGUGAAACGUCACGGUGUGAAAGUUACACAGAGCGGAGGAAGCGGAGCUGGCAGACAGGCAGGUUGAAAAGGAACCAAGGCGAAAAGUCAACUUAGUGUAAAAAGUUAAAUAGGUAAAUUAUGUAGAUGUAGUGGGUGUUUUCCCUCAUUAUAUGUUAACUAUACUGUACACAUGUGUUAAGUCAUAUGGUGUCAGUUUCAUAAGCGUAAAUAUUGUCCGACUCUGAGAGAUCAAUCAAGGACGUGGACCUGCUUUGUUGAAUAGGCUACAUUUGGGGCAUUUACGCUACAGGACGAAGAAGGGAAACAGUACAGCAUACCCAGACUCUUCCACAGUCAUGCCUCAGGGAGAUAUGAAACAACCUCUUCUGAGAUCUUCACGGCGCCCGCAAGGCCCCCUAUCUGACGUUGGUACUGACGCUCCUCUGGUGGGUAUACUUGGCACGGGGGAUUUCUCUCGUUCUUUGGCACAGCGGUUGGUGGCAUCCGGCUACCGGGUGGUGGUCGGAAGCCGCACUCCCAAACGUUCCUCUGGGCUCUUCCCUGAAGAGGCGGAUGUGACAACCCAACAGGAGGCCGCUUCACAGGCCGACCUGGUGUUCGUUGGGCUGUUUGUGGAACACUAUUCGACGCUAAGUGAACUUAAAGAGGCUCUAGCAGGGAAAACAUUGGUGGAUGUUAGCAAUGGUAUGCGCAUUAAUCACGACGGGCCCUCCAACGCGGAGCAGCUCGCAACACUCUUCCCUGACAGUGUGGUGGUGAAGGGCUUCAACGUCAUCUCCGCCUGGACUUUGCAGACUGGGCCAAGAGACGGCAGUAGACAGGUGCUACUGUGUGGUGACAACGUGGCAGCCAAGACCUCUGUGGCCCAGCUGUGCCGGGACAUGGGUUUCAUACCUGUGGACCUGGGCCGCCUCAGUUCGGCGCGAGAUAUCGAGAACGCACCUCUGCGCCUCUUCCCCACAUGGACGACACCCGUGGUCUGCGCCCUCUCCCUCUUCUUCUUCUUCUACUUCUUCAACUUCCUGCAUGAUGUCCUCCACCCUUACGUCGUCAACGGCAAGAACGUCUUCUACAAGCUGCCCAUCGACACUGUCAACGUCACGCUCCCCGCCGUCGCCAUGGUGAUGCUGGCGCUGGUGUACCUGCCGGGUCUGCUGGCGGCGUUCCUCCAGCUGAGGCUCGGCACCAAAUACCGGCGCUUCCCCGACUGGCUGGACCGCUGGCUGCAGGCCCGCAAGCAGAUGGGCCUGCUGGCGUUCCUGUGCGCCGCACUGCACGCCAUCUACAGCCUGUGUCUGCCCAUGCGCAGGUCGGCCCGCUAUAAGAUGCUCAACACCGCAUACAAGCAGGUGAAGGAUGGUCCGGCUGAAGUGUGGGAUGAUGAGCAGGUGUGGAGGAUGGAGUUGUACAUCUCGGUGGGCAUCCUGGCCCUGGGGCUGCUCUCGCUGCUGGCUGUGGCCUCUCUGCCCUCUGUGGGCAACUCCCUCAACUGGAGAGAGUUCACCUUUAUACAGUCGCGGUUGGGUUACGCUGCCUUGGUGAUGGCCACGCUCCACACGCUGCUGUUUGGCUGGGACCGGGCCUUCACGGCGUCCCAGUACCACUUCUACCUGCCGCCCACCUUCGUGCUGGCGCUGGCGCUGCCAUGCGCGGUGCUGCUGGGCCGCCUGGCGCUGUCCGUGCCCUGCGUGGCGCUCCGCCUGGCCCGCAUCCGCCGCGGCUGGGAGCAGGAACGCUGCAUCCGCUUCCAGCUGCCCGAGGAGGCGGGGAAUGGAGUCGAGCACAUCAGUGACGUCUGAGACCUGUGUGUGUGCGUGUGUGUGAGGGAGUGUGUGUGUGUGUAUCUGUCUGUGUAAGAGACAUAAGAAGAGAGCAAAGUAAAACUGGACAUUGGUGUAUGUUGAGAUGUUACAUAGCGAUAUACAUAAUGUAGUAUUUUUGAGACAGAGGUACUGGUAUUUUCAUAUCCUUCACCGCACUGGCACAAUUCCUGUAGGAGUUUGGUCAGUUACUUCCUUUUUUGUCCAAGCCCCAAAUAGCCCUCUUGUGGCAUCUACUGGUGUUAUUUUAGCUGCUGUAGGAGGAUUUUUCUGAAUGAUAAAAAAAACCUGUUGUGGGACAAUGAAUCACUUGUUGUCGGAAAGAACACAGUGUUUAAAAACAAUUAUGAUUUUUUUUGUGUAAACGUUCAAUCAUUCAAGACCCAUACUGCACACAGUGCCUUGUCUAAACCUGCAGCACAGCCAGUGAACGCAUUGGACAAAUGCGUGCCAAAUUCCAUAACCAUAACCAUGACCAUUUAAUUGGGCACUUUUGACACUUUUGCUCAUAUUAAUGAGUUUCAGUAUGUCAGAGACUAGAGACUUCUGUGAUCAUCAAAGGUAGCUUGGCAAAAACUUCACUACAAGCAAACGACAGUCAUCCAAAGAAAUGAGGAAAUGACACACCUGCUAUAAUAACUAUUAUAAGUGCCUAUCUAAAAAUAGCAAGGAUGAAGUUGUUUUUUCAGAUUGUUAUUUAUUACUGAUGCCAAAAGCUCACCGUGUUGGGUUGUGUAAGAACAAAUGAUUGUAUUUUAGGCCUUAUAUCCUAAUCACCAGAAUAUCUGAGAUUCAUUAAGAACAACUUGCUGUGCUGCUGUUAGUGUAGCUAUAUGAUGUUGUACACGGCCAGGUCUCACUGUCCAACUGCUGCACGUGGCUUCUGCUCCACAUCAGGAGACUAGCAAGUGCCGGCCCUCCAGCCGUGCCCGUAGCCGGACUAGGCCGUGGUCAGUCGUGCGGUCCUGGGGUUAUUUGAGGACUGAAGCGUGGCGUGAGAGCGAUAGCCAUCCUCACCAGAGCCUCGGACUAUCUGCAUUGUGAGAGGGGGUUCGUUUCGAAGCACCAGCUCUGCAUCGGUGGCCUCGGCGCAGUCGCCCGCCGCGGUCACAUCUGUCGGUUCCCAUCGCUCCAAGUGAGAGGUCAACGCAGAGCACUGACUUUGCUGAGGGGCUGGAAACUAUACCAAGGAGGCGUGUUGUGAUGUCACAUGGGACACAUACAAUCCAGUGUAGAAUUUGAUUGACUAGCUCCCCUUCUCCACAUUUUGAUUCACCUGGGUCACCUAUCUAAUGCUGUCAUAUGUCACAUGCAGGUCACAGGUUCUAGGCUAACCAUGUCUAGGCUAACCAUAUCAGGGAUGUAGUGGAGGCUAAACGCAAGUAAACAGUUUAUCCACCUCUGAAAUUUCAGAAAUAGAGUUUAUCCAGCUCUCAAAAGAGUUUAUUCACCAAUUGCAACUUUUAACAUUCAAAAAUUACACUGCAUUAUCUGCAUUCACAAUAUGUACACUCUAGGAACCAUUUAAUACCACUGGUAUUGUUAUAAACAUUGGACUAUAACCUCCACCAUCAACAAAUAUGUUCUGAAUGCCUUUUUAAAAAAUCUGAUACCGCAUGCCAUGGUCUCACCUCACUGUGAUCACAGAAAUCAUAGUUUACCCACCUCUUAUUUUACCACUACAUCCCUAGUUGGCAUGGUGAUUUAUCUGGGACAGUUGUUGGGGAAACUCCAGUAGGCCAGUCUACUAGUCAGUUACAUUUAGUUUUGAAAUAUGUCCUUGUAUUUAAAUGAUGAAUAGUUUACUGUUAAACUGUUAGCCUAAUGCAAUGCCAAACCUGUUCCUGCACUAUCUGUUCCAAUCAAAGUGAAGCUUUUGUAAACUUGCCUACUUCUAGGGCUUGCCUGCUGUUAUAUUUCUUACGUCUUUGGUACAGACAUGAAAUGCUUUGAUUACAUAUGAUUUACUAUUGUAUACUAUUGAAUUGAAUGUUUCUGCUAUUAAUGUAUAUGAUUUGUAAAAAAAAAAAAUCUACAUAACAAUGAUAUGCUUUCCUAGUCUUUGCACUUUACCAUUCAAACAAUGCUUGUGAAGUUUCUGAUUUAUGCUUGCCUAAUUCAGAUCAUAGUAUUCGUUCGUGUCAAUCGUGAAAAAUAAAGUUAGUAUCUCCUGCC
Molecule: messenger RNA, 4022 nt
Organism: Alosa sapidissima (American shad)
Lineage: Eukaryota; Metazoa; Chordata; Actinopteri; Clupeiformes; Clupeidae
Gene: steap3
Product: STEAP family member 3, metalloreductase
Exons: 5
Coding region: 363-1826 (487 amino acids)
Biological process (GO): copper ion import
Cellular component (GO): plasma membrane; endosome
Molecular function (GO): cupric reductase (NADH) activity; ferric-chelate reductase (NADPH) activity
Source: RefSeq, a predicted model, not a curated record